Molecule: messenger RNA, 2214 nt
Organism: Athene cunicularia (burrowing owl)
Lineage: Eukaryota; Metazoa; Chordata; Aves; Strigiformes; Strigidae
Product: aldehyde dehydrogenase family 3 member B1-like
Exons: 10
Coding region: 275-1843 (522 amino acids)
Biological process (GO): aldehyde metabolic process
Cellular component (GO): cytoplasm
Molecular function (GO): aldehyde dehydrogenase (NAD+) activity
Source: RefSeq, a predicted model, not a curated record
GCCCGGGAAUCUCAGGCAUCCCCCGCUGGGUGCACUGGGGCCUCUGGCAGCUGCACUGGGUUGAGUCACCCCAUGGCUAGGACAGCCCCGAGCAUGAAGUCACCCUUCAAAGGUGCCGUGGGCAGCUCGGGGCACGGGUGGCUGCGGGUUGACUCCUCUUGGGAGCAAGCCGGCAUCUCCGGCGUUUCCAGCUCCUGUGUAACCCACCCCGUGUCUCUUCCCCAGGGCCACCACACUCUCCGUGGAGACCAGCAGCUCCUCGCCACAGCUCGGCAUGUACCAGUCCCUUGAGCCCUCUGUCCAGCAGACCCCAGGCUAUGACAAGUGCAGCUUGGUGGGCAGCAAUGCCGGGAAAGCUGCCAGCUGCAGUGCAGGCAGCGGUGCAGGCAGCGGAGGCCUCGGGAAGGGGCUGGAGAACUGCAGUGCCAUAGGUGGGAACCCCUACGCCGGGCUGGUGAGGCACCUGCGAGCAACCUGGCUCUCGGGGAAGACGCGGCCCAUGGAAUAUCGUGUGGCACAGCUGGAGGCCCUGGGCCGCUUCUUGGAUGAGAAGAAGCAGGACAUCCUGGAGGCCACCGCCUCCGACAUGGGCAAGCCGUCCUUUGAGGCUUACUUCACUGAGAUCCUCCUCUGCAAGAACGAGCUCAAUAACACCCUGAAUAACCUGUGCCACUGGAUGAAGGACGAGCAUGUGGACAAGAAUCUGGUGACGCAGCUGGACUCAGCCUUCAUCCGCAAGGACCCGUACGGGGUGGUGCUCAUCAUCGCGCCCUGGAACUACCCCAUCCACCUCUUCCUCGUGCCCCUCAUCGGGGCCAUCGCUGCUGGUAACUGUGUCAUUGUCAAACCCUCUGAGACGUCCAAGAACACAGAAAGAGUUGUUGCUGAAAUGCUGAGCUGCUACCUGGACAACGACUGCUUUGCUGUGGUGACGGCCGGCGUGCAGGAGACCACCAUGCUGCUGGAGAACAAGUUUGACUACAUCUUCUUCACUGGCAGCACCUCGGUGGGCAGGAUCAUCAUGACAGCUGCUGCCAAGCACCUGACGCCGGUGACACUGGAGCUGGGGGGCAAGAACCCCUGUUAUGUGUCUGACACCUGCGAUGUGCAGAACGUGGCCCGACGGGUGGCCUGGGGCCGCUUCUUCAACGCGGGACAGACCUGCAUCGCGCCCGACUACGUGCUGUGCAGUGUGGAGAUGCAGGAGAAGCUGAUGCCUGCCUUGCGUGAGGCCAUCACUGAGUUUUUUGGCUCCAACCCUCGGGAAUCCCCUGAUUUCGGCCGCAUCAUGGGGGACAAGCAGUUCCGCCGUAUCCGGGCUCUGCUGUGCAGCGGGCGCGUGGCUAUCGGAGGACAGACGGACGAGAAGGAGCGUUACAUUGCUCCCACGGUGCUGGCGGAUGUGCUGCCCUCUGACCCUGCCAUGCAAGAGGAGAUCUUUGGCCCCAUCCUCCCCAUCGUCGUUGUGGCCAACAUGGAUGAAGCCAUUGACUUUAUCAACGCACGCUCGCAGCCGUUGGUCAUCUAUGCCUUCUCCUGCGACAGCAAGGUGGUGAACCAGGUGCUGGAGCGCACAAGCAGCGGUGGCUUCUGUGGCAACGACACCUUGAUGCACGUGACCUUGACCUCACUGCCCUUUGGUGGGAUCGGAAACAGCGGUUUGGGGAAAUACCACGGUAAAUUCACCUUUGACACCUUCACCCACCACCGCGGCUGCCUGCACCGCAACAUGGGCCUGGAAGCCCUCAACGCCCUGCGCUACCCACCCUACAGCCAGCAGAAGCUGGGGCUGCUGACCGCCACCUUCGAGAUCAAGCGUAAGGGCACGUGUACGCUGCUCUGAGCAUCCCCUGCCGCUCACAGACUCGUGGCGGGGGGAGGAUGGACAUUCCUGGCUGGGUCUCCUGCCACUGGGGUGCAAAACCCCCCCUCUGCAGCACCGUAGUCCAUGUCUUUUUGCCUCGCUGCCACCCUGCUGCACAUGGGAUGGCACGGACGGACAUCUUGCUCCUCCUGAGCUGCCUCAGCUCCGGACUGUUUGCCACAUCUGAAAUGGCAAAAAGUUCUGGGUUUUUUUUGCCCUGUACUUCGAGAAACGGUUCCUGCCAGGCUGAGGACCGGCUGUUAGCCCCACCACCUCUUAGAUGGACCUUUCCUUUGCUUUUCCUCGGUGCCGGUUGUUGCUUUUCCCUCCGCCUGUAGUAAAGACAUUGC